This is a messenger RNA of Cylindrotheca closterium, 1230 nucleotides long. The record is from the annotation of a GenBank genome assembly. Lineage: Eukaryota; Bacillariophyta; Bacillariophyceae; Bacillariales; Bacillariaceae.
AUGUCUACCUCUCCGAAAGGACUCGAAAGACAGCGCAUGGAUCUACCAAGCUUUGACGCUGAAGAACCCUGUAUUACAGAGGAACCCAAGAAUCUGACUGAAGAGCUCGUUGAUAAUUUGGGCACUGGAUUGGAACAAGUUGAAAAGCUUUUGCAAAAUUUGGAAGACAAUCCCGAUUUGUUAGGUCCCGCCAUUUUGAGAAAGUGCGAUGAAUUUGCUGAUGGAGUUGGACAGGUGGUGAAUGAAUUGGAACGUCAUACUGGUGAGCAGCGGUUGCUUCUGGCAGACGCUUGUCAACAAGAUUGUGCCGUUAUGGCGGUAUCAGAUCCCAAUACCGUUGCGAUUUCUCAAAACGACUGGGUGGAUGCCUUGAGUGGUGCCGCUAUUUUGCUUAAGGAUGUACAAUCUGCAUUUCGAGAUGUGGGCGCGGACGAUGCUGAAGAGAUUGCCGAUGUGACUCUUGUUGUGGCUCGAAUGUUCCUAAUGAGUCUUCAGUCCUUCCAUUCGUCCAUUGAUGAGCAGAUUUCAUCACAUUCUGCACGAAUUGAGGAGAUUUCGGAGAAUGAAAGAGGCGUGGGAGAGCUAUCGGCUGCUGAUAAAGACGAUGAGUUUGCACAGGAAGAAGAUUCCAGUACCAAUAGGAUAGGUAGUGAUGAAACUUCGCAACCUACUUCAGCCAAGAGUAGGGGAGCAAAAUCGAAAUCUCAGAAACGGGUACGAGUGUUAUGGCCUCCUUUAGGACCUCAUGUUGCGGGCGCGUGCAACUGGGGAAAGGAAGAAGCUACAAAGAAGCCGAUCUUGGCGGUGGCACUAGGAAUUGUGCUCUUUCCAACAGCUGUGGCAACUACAUUGGUAGGAGGAGGAAUAUUACUGGCGGACAACGCAAUCCAGGGUGCGUACAAUCAUUUUCAAGAAACUUCUGUCAUUGAGACAGUGGAAGUGGGUGCUUCACACUUGUACCAUUCGUCGCGAUUGUUGCUGGUUGCUGCCAAGUUUACCGGAAGGCAAACACUCCGCGUUGUCGGUAGACAGGUCGAUCGACAUGGAGGAGUGGGUAAAAUUGCUCAAAAUUCAGUCGGCUUUGUAGUCGACCGAGCUUUGCAUCCAAUUGAAACAGCAGGUAUGGCAUGGGAUGGUUUGACAUGGGGAUUUGGAGUAGCUUCGGAUAGUAUUCAGUUAGUAAUGGAACAAAAGCGAGAUCAACGCGUUAUGGAACAAGAAGUCCAAUAG